AUGGAAACGCAACAGCGAGAAAAAAAAUUUCAGCGGACAACGCAGGAACAACUGCAAUGCUAUAUUGCAUAUAUAAAGAAGAAUCCAGAGCUGGUGACUGGAAAAAAUACGCCUGCGCAGCCACGACAGGUGCAAGAUCUGUGGGAGGAACUAGCCAACAAUUUGAAUGCGCUGAACGGGCCCACACGUGCCCCAAUUAAGUGGAAGGAGUCACUGGCAAACUGGAAAAAACAAUUGCGUAUUCGGGCGAGAAGGCUCAAAGCGGACCAAAUGGGUACAGGAGGCGGGCCAAAGCCUGCUGAUUUGAGUGAUUUUGACAGCCAAGCACUUGAGGCCAUGGGAAUGAUGGCAGUGGAUGGGAUUCCUGCUCAGGAGCUGGGAUUCCAGGAUACUGAUACUGUAUGCUCCACUGAACAUGAGGAAGUCUCAGCUUUGCAAGUUACGGUAGAAGAACCCUGCAGUCCGCCCGUCAGCAAUAGUCCUCUCUGCAGAACCAAUAUUUUUUCUCGCAGCGAUAUUUCUCCUUCCAACUCACCCAUUGAGGCAACACCAUCCAGAACAAACAACAAAAGAGGAGCAUCACAGGAACUCGUUGAUGUUGUGUUAAAACAUAUUAGAAAGCGAGAAGAGUACGAUGGCCGUAUGCUUGAGCAGCAAACAAGAACUAAUGAUGCUCUAGCUAAACUAGGAGAAGGAUAUUUGGCUCUUGCUGAAGCUAUGAAAAAGCCUUAA
Rhagoletis pomonella (apple maggot) is the source of this 732-nucleotide messenger RNA. RefSeq lists its product as uncharacterized. The record is from RefSeq and is a predicted model, not a curated record. Lineage: Eukaryota; Metazoa; Arthropoda; Insecta; Diptera; Tephritidae. The transcript is spliced from 5 exons. The coding region runs from base 1 to 732 and encodes 243 amino acids.